Aspergillus campestris IBT 28561 is the source of this 1488-nucleotide messenger RNA. RefSeq lists its product as uncharacterized. Lineage: Eukaryota; Fungi; Ascomycota; Eurotiomycetes; Eurotiales; Aspergillaceae. Gene Ontology annotation, molecular function: amino acid transmembrane transporter activity. The transcript is spliced from 2 exons. Gene Ontology annotation, biological process: amino acid transmembrane transport. The coding region runs from base 1 to 1488 and encodes 495 amino acids. The record is from RefSeq and is a predicted model, not a curated record. Gene Ontology annotation, cellular component: vacuolar membrane.
AUGUCUACCAUUGCCACUAUGGAACCCUCAUCCCCGCCCCUCACUCCCCUUUCGUUAGAACUGGAGACAAGUGGGCGGGGAGGAAGCGCGCUGAUAACGAACAGACGCGACAGCGACAUCAACUUCCGCAGCGUCACCUGGCAAGGAGCAGGGAUCCUGAUCGCGAAGUUCCAGAUCGGGCUCGGCGCACUGAGCCUGCCGUCCACCUUCCACACGCUGGGCUUCGUCCCAGGCGUGCUGUGCUUCCUCGUGCUAGCAGCCAUCACAACCAGCGCCGGGUACCUGUGCGGCAACGCACGGCGCUACUACCCGCACAUGCACAGCAUCGGCGACGCGGCAGAGCUGCUCUUCGGGACGACCGCCCGCGAGCUCGUCGGCGUCUUGUACUACGUUUAUCUGGCGCUGGUGGCCGGCGCGGGCAUGCUGACGACGUCGGUGGCGCUGAACGCGCUGUCGGACCACGGCGCUUGCUCGAUGGUCUUUGUGGCGGUUGCUUGUGCCGGGGCGUUUGUUGUCGGCACGGCGUUCCGCUCGCUGGAGAAGGUCGCGUGGAUAAGCUGGGUUGGCGUCGCGGGGAUUGUCGUUGCCAUUUGGAUCGCUGCCAUCGGGUGUCUUGCGGGCGGGGAGCGCCCCGCGGCGGCACCGCCGGCGAGUGCUGGCCCCAUCGACCUUGAUAUUCGGGUCUGGCCGAGGGCGACCUUUCCGCAGGCGAUGGCGGCCGUGUCGAGCCAGUUGUUUGCGCUGGGCGCGUCGGGGACGUUCUUUUCUGUGGCGGCGGAGAUGGAGAAGCCUGAGCUGUUCACGCGGUCGCUGGUGUGCGGGCAGUCGUUUAUCAUCGUCACCAAUCUCGCCAUCUCGUCUAUCAUCUAUGGCAAGGUUGGCCAAUACCUCGCGAGUCCGGCGCUGGGAUCCGCGGGCCCUCUGAUCAAGAAGAUAUCGUACGGGGUGGCGUUCCCGGGCCUGCUGGUGACGGCCGUGCUGUGGAGCCACAUCGCGGCGAAGUACUGGUUUGUUCGGAUCCUGCGCGGCACGCGACACCUCCAGUCGAGUACUUUCACGCACUGGUCCGUCUGGGCCGGGUCGAUGCUGGUGACGGUGGUGUUUGGGUUCGUCGUUGUGGGAGUGGUGCCGUUUUUCGACAAUUUUCUGAGCCUGGUGGGCGCGCUCGUGAACCCUGUCUUUACGAACCUGCUGCCCGGUUCUAUGAUUCUCUACUUUCUGGCGGAGAACCCGCGCCGGGAGGAUGAGGGCAUUGCGCAUGCGGGCGGCGUGGAGGAGUUGGUUUCACCCAGACAGUGGCUGCCCAAGGCUUUCCGGUCGUAUCAGAAAGGGUGGAAGCAGACCGUGGCGCUGGUUGUCGCGUGUUUCAUGAUCCUCACGGGACUUCUGAUCAUCGUGGGAGGAACUUAUGCGACGAUUCUCGUGAUCCAGGAAUCAUACGACGAAGGGACAGUGUCGGGGGUGUUCUCGUGUGCCGACAAUUCCUAG